Messenger RNA from Strongylocentrotus purpuratus (purple sea urchin), 1828 nucleotides. Its product is annotated as adhesion G-protein coupled receptor G2-like. Gene Ontology annotation, molecular function: G protein-coupled receptor activity. Gene Ontology annotation, cellular component: membrane. Lineage: Eukaryota; Metazoa; Echinodermata; Echinoidea; Camarodonta; Strongylocentrotidae. The transcript has 4 exons. Gene Ontology annotation, biological process: cell surface receptor signaling pathway; G protein-coupled receptor signaling pathway. The record is from RefSeq and is a predicted model, not a curated record. Bases 507 to 1427 code for a protein of 306 amino acids.
UUUUUUUAUAUAGAGGGAGCAAGUAUCUACAAGUAGUGCAGUGGGGCUUUAAGACAUGUCGAAAAUAGAGGCGGCGUAGCAAAAUUGUUUAAACAUUUGACUAGUGAUACGAAGGUCGUGGGUUCGAGCCAUCGUGCGGCACUAUUGUUCAAUUUAGACAUAAAUCUUUAUUUGCUUCUCUUUACCCAGGUGUUAAAUGGGUAUAGAUAUGGGAAGGAAUUCCUUGAGUGCACCGGAAUCGACAGGCCUCGCCUAGUUCGAGCUUGGGUAAUAUUGGAGUGGCUUGGAUAGAGUACGUGGUAGAUGUGAGCGCUGUAAAAUAUUCAAUAUUACAUGGAUCAUUCAUUUGGUGUACCCGUAAACAUGUAUUCAAAUUUUAAAGUGAUUAAAUGUGUGUGUGUGUGUGUGUGUCUCUCUCUCCCUCUCUCCCUCUCUUGCAAUGCUUCAUUCGUUAUUUGUAGGAUGUAUCAGGAGAUGUGGGCCUCUACGUUUUAGAUGUGGUAGGUAUGAUCGGCUGUAUCAUCUCCAUCAUAUGCCUAGUGAUUACACUUGUUACCUAUCUGAGCAUGAAAAAACUACGCUCGAAGCAACCUCAGCGGAUCCUGAUUAACCUUUGCUUCGCGCUUCUCGGGCUCUAUCUCGUGUUCGUCAUCGGUAUCGACCGCCGUUACACGACCGCGGGUUGCGUGGUGGUCGGUUUUCUCAUCCAUUUCUUUCUGCUGUCGUCGAUGUCGUGGAUGUUGGUGGAAGCUAUCAAUAUGUACCUCCUCUUCGUCAAGGUCCUAGCCGCCACCGUGUCUCAUUUUAUGCUUAAGGCCGCGCUUUUUGCUUAUGGUUUGCCUCUUCUCGUGUGUGUCGUAACAGUAGCAUUUGAUAGCUCCCUAGUAUGGUGUGUUUUUCUCUCUUCGCUUAACAGUUGCUUUGUCAAGCCGGGUCCAGCCCUGUAUUACGGCGUCUUACUCAUCGUCGCUCUCUUCCUUGCCGCCAACUUCACCAUCUUUGGUAUCGUCAUGCAACGCUUGUCAUGCCGCAAAUCCGUCGCUGACAACAAGACCAACCAGGCCAGCCGCGGUGAGAUGUGGCGACGGGUCCAGAACGCCGUCGCCAUCUCUGUCUUGCUCGGUCUGACAUGGUUGUUCGGUUUCCUCGCCAUUGGUGGUGCCCGUGUUGUCUUCAACAUCCUCUUCCUCGUCUUAAACUCCCUCCAGGGGUUCCUCGUCUUCCUCAUGUUCUGCGUCCGGCAGAAGGAGGUCCGUGAGCAGUGGGUGCGAUGGAUGCACUGCGGUCAGCGUCGCAGCGACGAUUUCGUCAGGGCAAAGAACAAAAACUCUGGGUCGCAGGAUGGUCGCACGUCCUUGGCGACUUCGAGCAGGCAAGAUAUCCAACUGUCAAGUAGAGGGACAGUCAGCACCGAUACCACAUUGUGACUUCCAGGAAAGUAAUACAUUUGACAUGAAUAGAUUGCUAGACCAGCUGACCAGUGAAAAACACGAGAAUAAAAUGGGAUUGAUAGUAUUUUUUAGUAAUAUCCUUAUAUGAGCUUUUUAAAUUCUAUAAUCAUAUUAUUAGUGAUUAAUGUUAUUUAAUCAUACAAUGUUGUUUAUCGAAAGCGAAAAAUUAUGUAUAGUUAAAAAACGUAAUUCUCAUUUAAUCCUAUAUUUUUGUUAGGUCUAUGAUUCAGCCAAAAGAUUAAAAUUAAUCUAAAGGCUUACAUGAACGUUAACAAACAUGAAUCUUGCCAGAAACUUAACCGCUAUCAAUUUCAUUUAUUUAGUUGCUUCAACGAUUUAAAUGUUGUAUUGUGCAUAGAGAAUAAUAAGAUUUAUGA